Symbiodinium necroappetens is the source of this 996-nucleotide messenger RNA. The record is from the annotation of a GenBank genome assembly. NCBI's taxonomy places the organism in Eukaryota, Dinophyceae, Suessiales, Symbiodiniaceae.
AUGAAGCCACCCUUCUUCGUGGCUCCGUUGCUCACCCUUCUCGCUCAAGAUUCAGAUGCUCCGGGACGACAGGCUUGGACAGCCACUCAUGCUUCUACGGUCUCCCCUACAUUCGCUGCUCAUCACCCCCAGCAGGGGGACCACUUGAAGCCAUCUCAGAAACCCUCUGUGCUUCCGGCCGUCCCUAUCUUCACGGUCUUCGGGGUUGCAGUGGUGAUCGGGCUCAUCGCACUGGCCUCGAAGUGGCGCGACCGGACGUGCCCUGCGAGCUUCGCCCUAUAUGUGAAUUUGCUGAUUUGCGUUCAAGGAUUCAUCAACUACAGCUCGGUGAUUCUGUGUGCAUACCCCCUUUGCAUGACAUUGGGAGCCACGAACGCUGCUUCAAUUUCUGGCUUCUUCAUCGGAGUCUACAUGACUGCAAGUGCUGUUGGCACCACUGUCUGUUGGAUGAUCUUAAAUGCGUUUCCAGAUGCCUGGCAGACUGGUGGUGUCAAGCAUUUCCUGUUAGGAGGCCUUUCUUGCCAACUCCUCGGUGCGCUGGGCUUCGUGAAGGUAGCAUUGGAUGGAAGGGAUACAGGUGACAACAGCUGGAUCUACUUCUUGAUGGCCGCCAGGGUCCUCCAGGGCUUUGGGCAUGGAAUGAAUGACCAGGUCAUGAAGUGCUGCAUCGUAAAGCUUUCGCCAGUCGCCGACCGGCCCGUCCAUUCGUUGAACAAGUUCGUGGCAAACACCCUUGGGAUCGGUUCUGGCCCCAUUCUGGUCGCCCUGGUGUUCUUCUUCUUCCAGAGCCCACAUAAUGAGCAGGAGUCUGCUAAAGGAUCGCAGAUCAGCAUCAUCACAGCGAGCUUGCAAUUCUGGACAACUUCUGCCGUCCUCGCAGCUGCUGCACAGCUCUACCCCACGAUGAAGGUGGCGGCGACCGAUUCUAGCAAGGCCGCCCCGGCUCGAGGUCACCAAGCAUCGGUGCUUGUCGUGAGCCCCCUUGUUGCAGGCUAA